Messenger RNA from Mesitornis unicolor (brown roatelo), 639 nucleotides. It is a transcript of the gene MPZL2, whose product is annotated as myelin protein zero-like 2. Gene Ontology annotation, biological process: cell-cell adhesion. Gene Ontology annotation, cellular component: membrane. NCBI's taxonomy places the organism in Eukaryota, Metazoa, Chordata, Aves, Mesitornithiformes, Mesitornithidae. The transcript is spliced from 5 exons. The coding region runs from base 1 to 639 and encodes 212 amino acids. The record is from RefSeq and is a predicted model, not a curated record.
AUGGACGGCCCCAGCUGGCUGGGCGCUGCGCUCUUCUUUGGGGUGCAGCUGCGAGCGCUGUGGCCUGUGGCAGCCAUGGAGGUUCACACUUCCAAGGAGGUGAACGCUGUGAACGGCACCAACCUGCGGUUGAAAUGCACCUUUUCCAGCACCAGCCCUAUCAGCCAGCACCUGUCGGUGACCUGGAACUUCCAGCCCGAGGACCUGAGCUCUCAUGAACCGGUGUUUUACUACCUGAAGGAGCCCUACAAGCUGACUGCUGGGCGGUUCAGAGACCGAGUCACCUGGGAUGGCAACAUUGAGCGUCACGACGUUUCCAUCGUUAUCUGGAACCUGCAGCCCACGGACAACGGGACGUUCACCUGCCAGGUGAAGAACCCGCCAGACGUGGAUGGCACUAUCGGUGAAGUGCGGCUCCGCGUUGUGCAGAAAGUGCAUUUCUCAGAAAUCCACUUCCUGCUGGUGGCCAUUGGCUCUGCCUGUGUUCUGAUGAUCACUGUGGUGACUGUUGUGAUCCUCUGUCGGCACCGUCGGAAGAAAGCUCAGGAGAAGAGGAUCGAGGGGGCAGAUGAGGAGCUUAAAGAAAAGGAGAAGCUGAAGAUUACGGAAGAAAAGGAAGCCAGUCCACUGGAAGACUAG